Molecule: messenger RNA, 14441 nt
Organism: Microcebus murinus (gray mouse lemur)
Lineage: Eukaryota; Metazoa; Chordata; Mammalia; Primates; Cheirogaleidae
Source: RefSeq, a predicted model, not a curated record
AUAAGCCCUAGGGUGUCUUCUUGAGGAAAAAUAAAUAUAAGACCCUGUCCUAUUUUCGGGGAAACAUGGUAGUUAGCUAAGGUUGGAAAUGGCCUGUUUUAGAAUGAGUAGACCUGGGCCCCACGGAAGAGGGGACAGGUGCUUCUGCCCAGGGGGGCAGGGAGAGUAAAGGGCUAGGACGCAGCAGGACUUUUUUGCUUUCACUGUCAUCUCUCUGUCCUGGGCAUGGGCCACUUCAUCUCCCUUAGCAGGCUCCACUCUGGGCAAAGCCCUUGCUGAGGACUUGACACAGCACUCAGCCAUUGCUAAUGAGGUUUCAGGGGUGCCUUUCUAAUAUAAAUAAAGGAUUAUAGGUGCACCCCCUUUUAAUCUCCCCCUCCCUCCCGUAAGCCUUAGUCAUGGGUUGCUGCAGGCACGUGGCCACAGGGGACCGCCUAUGCCUAAGGCUAUCAGUGGAGAUAGCUAUUUAAGAGGUUUUACUUUUACAUCUGAGCAGCCAAAUUGUGCAUGUAACAAUGGGGACCAAUUAUUGCACAAUAGAGCAUCCCCGGUGAAACAUAGAGUGUGUGUGUGUUUAAUAUGCAGUGAAUGACACCAUCUUUUCCUAAACAAUGAGAACAUUUCCAUAGCAUUUGGGAGAAGGGGAAUUCCAUUUUUAAAGUUUCAAUUGUUUGUGAACAUGAUAGGUGCUAUCAUUUCAUCCCGGGGUUUCAAAACAAUUGCUGCCAAAUAAUGAAACAAAUAAUAAAAUAUCUCCAUUUAGGUUCAUGUAUAGAAGACACAGAACUUUUCCAGGUUGGAGUAUCAUUUAUAUACCCUUUUUUUUUUUUUUGGGAAGCAUGAUCCUGUUGGGUUCUAUUUUAUCUCCAGUUCAAGCCAUUACAAUGUUGAACAGUUUAAAACACUUUAAAAAUCCAUCCUAUUGACAGCUGUUGUCUAGUCGUCCUGAACUGAACAUGAAUCUUGAGUUGAGAAUCCUCAUUUCACUCAAGGUUCUCAGAGUCUCCUGUUUUAACCUCCAUCAGACGUUACUGGGAAGAAUGCUAUCCUCUCAGCAUAUUUUAUAGACGAAAAAGUGAGGCCCAGAAAUGUUAAGGGAUCUCAUCCAAGAUCAUAAAGUGAAAGAACUUUAUGAAUGGCUAGUGGAGAACUUACUGAAAAUUUAAUUUACAAUAAUUAAAAGGCAAUGAAAGUAGGAGAAGCAAAAAUUCAACAUGUAGCUUGUUAAAGAAGGCAUUUCUAUUAGAAAAUCGUGAUUAGCAUUGCAUUCUUUCUGUAAUGUGGGAGCAUAUUUUUUUAUUGGUCAAAUUUAAAGUGGCCAAUGCGUCUUUGUUUGCCCAAGCUGAGGAUCAGAGAGACUAAGGAAUACGCCCAAGGUCAGCAGACCCGAUACUAGAACUCGGAUCUCUAGACUUGCUAGUGGCUUUCUCAGCACACUGCGAGGUUUCUCAGUUAUGGAAAGUGGUAUUGAUGACCUUGUAUCUGGGGAUCAUAGGAAAAUAGUCGAUUUUCUGGUAAUAGUGGCGUGUUUAUCCCAUUUCACAGCUUGGUGUGUGCUCCUACUUAUGAUCUGUGACAAAUGCACGAGAGGUCUGAUUUUAGCACUACAGAGAGUAGAAAGUCCCGUGUUCUGGAAAUCUCUCUGUCCUGGGUGCAGUGGGAUGGUUGGGCACCAUAAAUCCCACCCCCAACCCAAGAUAGGCUAUACAAUUAGGUUAAAAUAGUCAUAUUUCCCCCCUAAGCUAAAUUUCUUUAUGCUAAGCCAUUUUUCCUUAAGAGGGAACCUCAACUCUGUGAGGUGGAAAUGUCGGUGAGCUUUGCUGCUGCCAUGGUUAGACAUAAGCAUUGAGUAUGGACUUCCCUUCUUUUGCUGGAAUUCUUUUAUCCUCUCCCAUCACCUUUGGGGCAAUGGCGGGAAUAUGGCCAUGGGCGGGGGAAUUCUUUCCCAGUGUGUUUUCUUAGGUACUGUGUUGAAAGCUUUGGGUAUUACUCUAGUACUCAAACCCUGUGGGGAGAGGUGUGAGCAGUGGUUGGCAAACUUUCUCUGUAAAGGCCAACAUAGUAAAUAUGUCAGUCUUUGCUGGUCACACGUGGUUUCCAAAACAUAGUUUUGUUUUGUUUUUUUUAAACAACUCUUUGAAAACGUAAAAACUAUUUUUAGCACUCAGGGUUCAUAAAAACAGGCCAAGGACCAGAUUUUAGUUGGUCAAAUUCUCCUAGAGCGUGGCUGUGCAACAGGAAUAUAGUGUGAGACGUGUUUUUAAUGUUACAUUUUCCAGUAGCUACAUUAAAAAAAGUAAAAAGAAAUAGGUAAUUUAGAUUUUAAUAAUUUGUUUUAUUUAUCCUAAAUAUUAGCAUCUCGGUGUAACCAAUAGAAAAAUUAUUAAGAAGCUAUUUUGCACUUUUUGGUAUAUAUCUUUGAAAUCCAGACUAGCCACAUUUCAAGUGCGAUAGCCACCACAAGUGGCCAGUGGCCGCCAUGUUGGACAGCAUAGGUCUGGAGCAUCUUCUUAGCAUGUAAUUUGAUGAAUGCUCAGCUUCUCUCCUCUGCAUUAUUGACAGUGAACACAGAAAAAACGAAGAUCUUAGAACUGGGAGGGGGCUUAGAGAUCUUCUAGUCUAACCCUUCAUUUUGUAAACGAGGAAGGUGAGGAUCCAAGAGGCCAAGCAAUAUUGCCCAAGAUCACUCAGCUGGGUUAGCAGCAGAGCUGAUACUAGAACUCAGAUCUCUAGACCUACUCAUGGCCUUCUCACCAACCACACUGUGAGGGUUCUCAGUUGCGGAAAGUGGUAUUAAAGACCUUAUACCUGGGGAUCAUAGGAAAAUGGUUGAUAUUUUGGUAAUGGUGGUGUGUUUAUCUCAUGCAUAGCUCGGGGUCUAGUCUUGCUUAUGAUCUGUGGCACAUGUAUGUAAGGUCUUGUUGGGAAAAGGUGUGUUUGUUGUCUAUGGCCAUAGCGAAGAGUGAAAGGAAGGAAAGGCCCAUGCUUUGAUCACCUGGACAGGUAGAUGAGGGAGAGGAAGGGAGAGAGAGAGAGAGAACCUCUUUGUGGGCCACUGCUUUGGCACCAUCUUAUUCUCUCCUACCUAGGCAGCAUCCUAGACAGAUGAAGGGUGCAGUGUCUGGCUGGCGUCUGCUGUGCUAGGUUGCCAAGCUCCAGUUGUUCCCUUUUUCCUGCCUGGGCAAUGCCUGUCCCUGUGCUACAGGGAGGACUAAGCUGAGUAAAUAUUAGUUGUGUAAUCGGAGUAAAUAGAAGAAAGAUAAGUUUUAUUGCUUUGUAAGUAACCUCAAGCCCGUGCCUUUCUUUAGGCAUGCCUUACUUUUUGUUCAAUGUGCAUUUUUCUUUUUUUGGACCUGACUCCUUUUCUCUUCACUUAAGGCAAUUGCAGACCAGCUAAAGAAUUUUAUGAAUAGGAAAGCCCUGUAGUGCAUUUAGCUUGGGAAAAUGUCCCCUAGAAUAGAUUGUUUCUGAGUCAAGUGUAUAAAUAUUCUGGCUCAAGACUAUAACCUUUUUUCUUAAUGAAUUGGUCUGGCGGUAGUUAAAGCCAAGUGUGGUCUAGCAGAGUGCUCCAGAGAGAAAAUUGAAUGGACACAAAGCCCAGUCAUAGUUUUCAACUUUAUAUAACGCGUUUCGCAACCUAUUAGAAAAUUAGCUUUGUGACAACUGGCAGGACCUGUUGUGUCAGUCGGUCAGUUUGGAAGCGGCUCAGUGUCUUCUCUUCCUUCACCUGAGCCUCCCUACUUAGUGAAUUUUGAAGACACAAACAGCAGCCGUGGGCCCUGCUCCGUUUCCUGGUAAGUCAUUCAAGUUUAUCUUUCCUUAUGGUCGGUUUCUGAGCUAGUGAGUAUAAAAAAAGAAUUUUUCACGGACUACUUUAUAAAACGGCUGCUAAUCAAUUUUUCUUAUUAUUUUAUGCCCUCUGCUUUUAUACUACCCCCACCAGCUGGUUAAUCAUGCAAAAGCUGAACACUUCAUUAGCUAGUACAUGUUCGCCCAUGGGCAUUUCUGUAGUAAAUUAGUUCUUUCUAUUUAUACAGGUAAGUCAUGGCCAAAAGUCUUAUAAGAUGCCAAAGGUAAGGGUUAGAAUUAAUUUCUUUUUUUUUUCUUUUUAGGUUUUUUUUUUUUAGAGAACUCGUUUUAAAGUCUGAGCUGUAGUUAUGCACAGAUACUUUUGAGCUAGAAGUGAAAUGGAGGGGAGAUAUUUUUUGGGGGGUCUAGGGUUAUGAUAUAGGGAUGGCUAAUGUAGCUUUGGUGCAAUGCUUGCACUUCAGAAAGCAGGGGCAUAGGGUACAAUACUUGGUAUUUUUUCAAGACUGGGCCUGAGAACUAAUGUGAAGAGGCUCUUUCAAUUGGGUAUAUGGCCCAUGAGCAAAUCCAUUAACUACAUCUGUAUUUUUUUUUUUUUUUGGGCCAUUUUGUACAAAUUUCCAAGAAUUGAAAAAUACUCUUCACCAAUUUUAUUUUGUCAGAAAGACUACCUAUAUUGUUGUAGGGAAAUAGUGAUGGUGGACUCCUAAAAUGUGCUAUUUCUAAAGACAUAAAAUUCAACCUAGAAAUUUUUCUCACCCCUCUCUUGGAGGGAAUUAUUUUCACAAUGGGUUCUGCCAUUUUAUGAAGUCACCCAAUGGGCAAAACUUGGGUCCCUUCUGCACUUGGCAUCAACUGUCUUGAUGAGUCUGUCCUCCAAAGGGGCAAUGGGCUUGUUUGUCUACCAGCCACAGUGCUCUGCAGGUGUGAGUAGAGUUUCUACCUCCAGUGUGGGUUCUCUUAGUCUUUCUAUUUUCUGCAGAGCCUUCCCAGCAGAAGAAGUUUCUGACAUCAUCUGCUCUCGUGGUUUCCUGCGUGAUGUUUUAGGUUCUUCCAGGUCUCCACAUGGAGUGGGACAUAGAGCCCAAAUUAAUUUCUUCCACAAAGCUGAAAUAAGAUGCUAUUCUGUAAGAUCUAUGUCCCUUAUAGAUUAUAUUAAGAGAGGGUACAUACAUUGGUAGAGGAGAUUGAAUGGCGGGGGGGGGGUGUAAUAUAGAAAUUCUAGGAGAGGGAAAUGCAAGGUCAAAUAUACUCAUCAUUUGAGCUUUUGUGAUUCUUAUUACAGUUUCUAGAAAAUGGAGAUGAAUAUCAGUUGAUGGUUGGUUGUGCUUUCCUAACUCUGGUAGUAGGGUAUGAGUUUAGGAAACCUUGAUGGGCACAGGCUAAAUUGACACAAUGAUUAUGCACAAGUGACACUCGUGAUAGAGAAGGCUGCUUUCAUUUGUUUAGCCAUUAAAGGUCAAGUGUUGUCCUAUAUUGUGUUAUGUUGGCUUUAUUCUGUCAUAUCUUUAUGCCUGGAGUUUUCACAAAAUCCCCAUCCUAAAGUAGGAACACAAGCUUUACCUCGUGUGUUCCACCUCCCUUCUGAUCUGCAGUAGCUUCUUUUUGUAUGGUGUGCUGAUGGUUGCUGGAAGUGAACUUUUUCUUUUCACUGAUAGCUUUGAUUCUAGUUUAAUGGUGUGGUUUGUGGCUCUCUGCUUGCAGUUUCAGUUCCUGUUUAAAUACUGAAAUCUAUUGUUUGUCUCCAUUUCUAGACAACACAAUUGCAUUGCUAACUGGCAGGAACAAGUAAGUGUACAACAUUAUGAAGAAAUAAAGGUUCCAGGCUCUAAUAUUUAACUCGAUUUCUAAUUACACUGAAUCCCCUCUGUUAGGGUGGUUUAUAAAGGCUGAGGAAUGCAUGUAACAAAGAACCAGGGUAUAAGGAGUGAGGGCAGUAAUUCAGGGGGGGUUUGGUGAGCUUGUCUUCUCUAAAGGGGCUGCUUGGCAUUGGGCAGAAGAUUAGUGACCAUUUCUUCUGUUUAUAAUGUGGGCUCAAGCCAUCUCCAUUCUUUUCUGGCUACUGGAGAUAGCAACAAAAUCAUUCUCUGUAGUUUUGUCAGAAGAAUUAUAGUUGUUAGGAAGUUCUUGGGGACAGUAUAUUGGGGGACUAGGAUAAACAUGUGGCCUUUGUGAUGGGAGAUUUUUUUCUUUUGAAUUUACAUAGAACAUUUAAAAUUAUUACCUUUAAAGAUACAUCUUGUCCACUGCUUUUGGAGGACUUGAUAGGCCAGUAAAACCUAGAAAGGAAAAAAGUAUUGCAUGGUCAGAGAAAAUCUGGCUGUUGAAUAAAACCAUGAAUACUACAGACUGGGCUCUUUGGGGGAGGGUGGGGAGGUCUCAGCCAGGAUCGGUAGGAAGGUCAUCCCUUUUGAUGGGACACAAUUUUUAUAAUAGUAAGGCUCCACGUGGAAUGUUUUUGUCAAGCAAGUCAUCCAUAAGGCACCAUAGGCAUUUGUGUUUAACAGUAUGUUUCAGGCUGCAAAGUUAAUGCAGUUAAUAUUCAACUGAACUUCUGGUCUAGGGGUUACUAGUCCCGUAGGCACAUUUGCCAGAAGAGGCUACACAUUAAUAGCACUCCAAAUUAGACACUACCAAGUUGACAGCCACCUAUGCUAUGAAAUGUAAAACAUUCCACCAUUUCGGCCAAACUCAGGCCAAGGUGCUGUUUAAUACACUUGUAAGCUGGAGCCCUGGCCUUCUCCGAACCCAGAACUCUUUGGGAAGAAGCGGAUAGCCUGGAGUAUGUGAACAUUUUACAUGCUAGCUAAUUAACAGGGAGUGGCGUCUUUAAAGCUCUUGACAUUUGCAGGGUCUUCCGAUAAGUGUGGCCGAUUCGGUUCUGAUUCUCUGCUGAGUUUCAUUGAAACGAAGCAUUUCUUGGCAUCUCUUCCUUUGCCUUAAAGGAAAAGAUGUUCUGUCACUCCAUGUGGCCAACGGGCUGGAUUUGGGAGGGAGUCAGCAGGUAGAGCCACGGCUGUCGCACGGGUCACAGGUCAAGCUCUUUUCGUGCCUCCAACUCAGAUAGGAAUUAAGUCACGAGUUGCAGAAAGUUCUGUGGGGCUCAGCAGGCCAGAUGAGAGGUCGGGAAACUAAAGGCAAGGUGUUCAGUCACCACGCACAGCUGACCUCAAUGGGGAAUAGUGGGGCAAAGGCUAUUCUCUGCUGGGGGUCGUGGGCUUAGCUUUUUUCAUUGUUUUACAGGAAUUUCCCUUUUUCAGCUACUUCUUCUCUCAUCUCAGGCCAUGUAUCAGUCCAGAUAGGAAUAAUUUGUAAAAGGGAAAAGAGAGAAACAGAAUGCCAAAUGAUUUACCAUGACUAUGGAAAUUAAAUGGUAGUGUAACUAUAUAACCAUAUAUGAGAUGUGUUCUAGAACGGGGAUUUCCUAGGGCGUUGGCAUGGCCCUCCCUCUUAAAAAUGACUGAUUAGUAUAAUAAGCAUUCCCUAGAUAUUUUUCAGGGCACUUGACUUUGGUUGUGUCCUGAUCCUGGGUUUCUAUAAUGUAGAUAUGAACUGACUGCAUUUGGACCCUCCUACAUCAGGGUAUGGCCCCAUACAAGAGAUCAAGUUUGUAGAGAUCACUGCUUUACUGGUGAACAGCCUUGGUAGGUGGGAGGAAAAACAUUAGCGUUUGAAAAUGCCUAAAAUAGAGUUUUCAAUGAUCUAUGGACAUUCUUUGCUUUCCCCACUGCCAUUGACCAAAUCAGUUAAUUCUCUUGUGUGUAUACUUUUUCUGCAAUGCAUAAUGAUUUAUUUACUCUAGAAGUUAGAACCAAAAGCCCUGGACUGACUUUUUUUUUUUAGGAUUUCUUUUUUAAAACAAAAAACAAAACAAAAUACAGAGAUUUAUUUUUGGCUGCAACUAUUUGAAAUAGACGUCACCCUACUGAGCUUUUAUUUUUAAUGACUGAAACUGGCAAAAUCCUUCUCCAGGAACAUAUGCUAAAUAAUUCCUGCCUUGUUUUCGCAAAACAAAAGCACUCCGUGGAUGACUUUCUCUUACUCCCUAGAUUUCUAAAUAACUUUUUUGAACCUGAUCAUGCUACAGACUUCAGGGUUGCUCGUGGUCCCCGGCAGGAUAGUGCGGAAGUUCGGGAGAGUUUCUAAGCGGGGAGUUCCCAAGCCAGUGACCUGGCUCAAAUGGUGGCCUCGUUACUCAACCUCUUCAAGCCUCAGUUUCCUCAUAUGUAAAGUGGGAAUGUUGGGAUGUUUUUAAAGUAUUACACAUCUCUGCAGCUAAUAGGCAGAGUAAUCUCAAGCAAGUCGUCUAAUCUCUCUGUGCCUCAAUUUGCUCAUCUAUAAUGAAAUGGAGAGAAUAAUAGUACCUACUUCAUAGGGCUGUUGUGAAGAUUAAAGGAGGUGGUGACUAUUAAAGCACUCAGAAUAGUUUCUGGCAUAACAAGUGCUGUAUAAAUAUUUGGCGUUAUUAUUCCUACAGCUGUUAGGAAGGAAGCCCUGAGGCAUAGUCAGGGGAAAGUAAAAGAUAAUAAAGAUUGAAGCAGGUGAGAAGAAAUGGAAAGAAGAAAGGAAAGAUGAGGCACAGAGAAGAAGAUAAAGAUUUAAGAACCCAGAAUUGCAUUUGAUGGUGAAUGGUUGAACGAUGCUCAUGUUCCCAGGCUUCAGUGUCUGCAUGUGUUUUACAUGGAAAUUGGAGUGGGUGGGUAUGGAGUGGGUGAUGGAGAAUGUUCUUCUUGGUUCUAACCCCUGUUGGUGCCAUCUGAAGCAGCUUGACAAAGACUUCCCACCUGUCCUAGCCUGAAGUUAUGUACAACUCUAAAAUUUCUUUGGAAACCCUAUAUGGUUAUGUCUCCGCUGUUAAUCAUAAAACCAUUGUCUUCCAAAUGCACUUUUUAGAUUUAUGAUAUCUUGAAUUUCUUGGUAUGUCAUGAUCAUAUCUUUUAGCUGCCAUCUCUGUUUAAAAAGGUGGCUCAUCUACUCACCCUUCACCAUGCGUGGUGGCUUUUCACAGACCGAUCUAGAACUGUUAAUAACCAUUUCUGAGGAGGAGUCAGGGACAGUUGAUGUUUGACAGAGAUGGUCUUCACCACGUUCUGAAUUAUUAUUAGGUGGGCAAAUGUCCCCCUUUCCCAUUCCUAACCUUUGGUUUGAAGGCUGGGGGGAGGGGAGUGGCAGGGAAUAAUCAUAUUACAGCAGAGACACUCUAAGAAAGUCUACAACCCUGUUCUUAUUCCAGGAAAGCAUCUCAAAGAGGGGGAUUUCCAGAGUUGCUUGAAUCUGGAUGGAAGGUGACUUUUUAAAUUGCAAUUGAUGCUACAUAAAUUCGCUCUAAAGGAUUUUGCCUUCCUUUCAGGUAGUUGCAGAAAUGGUGAAAACACACCCUCGGUCUGACUGGCAUUUCAGUGUCUCCGGGCUCUGUCCUGCACUGAGGAACUGGCUUCAGGUCACAUCAUACUAGUCCAACCAAAAGUGGGAGUAACUUGAGGCUCCAGGAAGCUCCCUCUGGAUGCCAUAGCUCACAAUUUACUGGUUCAUCAAUGAAACGAUAUUAAAUUAUGAAGAUGUAAGGAAAAAAUCCUACGCUACCAUUGUCGCAGUUUGAAAGUUGGAAUCCCCAGUGGACCUUAUCCCCAAAAUACCCUUGUGUGGACCCCACCCUCAGAGAUUGACUGGCUUCUCUGCAGAAUGUCAAACAAAGAUCGACACAUUGAUUCCAGCUGUUCGUCCUUCAUCAAGACGGAACCCUCCAGCCCGGCCUCCCUGACGGACAGCGUCAACCACCACAGCCCCGGUGGCUCUUCAGACGCCAGUGGGAGCUACAGUUCAACCAUGAAUGGCCAUCAGAACGGACUUGACUCGCCGCCUCUCUACCCCUCUGCUCCUAUCCUGGGAGGUAGCGGGCCUGUCAGGAAACUGUACGACGACUGCUCCAGCACCAUCGUGGAAGAUCCUCAGACCAAGUGCGAGUACAUGCUCAACUCGAUGCCCAAGAGACUGUGUUUGGUGUGCGGUGACAUCGCCUCCGGGUACCACUAUGGGGUGGCGUCAUGUGAAGCCUGCAAGGCAUUCUUCAAGAGGACAAUUCAAGGCAAUAUAGAAUAUAGCUGCCCCGCCACGAACGAAUGUGAAAUCACAAAGCGUAGACGCAAAUCCUGCCAAGCCUGCCGCUUCAUGAAGUGUUUAAAAGUGGGCAUGCUGAAAGAAGGAGUGCGUCUUGACAGAGUACGUGGAGGUCGGCAGAAGUAUAAGCGCAGAAUAGACGCGGAGAACAGCCCAUACCUGAACCCUCAGCUGGUUCAGCCAGCCAAAAAGCCAUAUAACAAGAUUGUCUCACAUUUGUUGGUGGCUGAACCGGAGAAGAUCUAUGCCAUGCCCGACCCUACUGUCCCUGACAGCGACAUCAAAGCCCUCACUACACUGUGUGACUUGGCCGACAGAGAGUUGGUGGUGAUCAUUGGAUGGGCGAAGCAUAUUCCAGGCUUCUCCACGCUGUCCCUGGCGGACCAGAUGAGCCUUUUGCAGAGUGCUUGGAUGGAGAUUUUGAUCCUGGGUGUCGUAUACCGAUCUCUUUCGUUCGAGGAUGAACUUGUCUAUGCAGACGAUUAUAUAAUGGAUGAAGACCAGUCCAAAUUAGCAGGCCUUCUUGAUCUAAAUAAUGCCAUCCUGCAGCUGGUAAAGAAAUACAAGAGCAUGAAGCUGGAGAAAGAAGAAUUUGUCACCCUGAAAGCUAUCGCUCUGGCUAAUUCAGACUCCAUGCACAUAGAAGAUGUCGAAGCUGUUCAGAAGCUUCAGGAUGUCUUACAUGAGGCCCUGCAGGAUUACGAAGCCGGCCAGCACAUGGAAGACCCUCGUCGGGCUGGCAAGAUGCUGAUGACGCUGCCACUCCUGAGGCAGACCUCCACCAAGGCCGUGCAGCAUUUCUACAACAUCAAACUAGAAGGCAAAGUCCCCAUGCACAAACUUUUUUUGGAAAUGCUGGAGGCCAAGGUCUGACUAAAAGCUUCCUGGGCCUUCCCAUCCUGCACCUUGAAAAAGGGAAACUAAACCCAAGAGUGAUGUCGAAGAAACUUAGAGUUUAGCUCACAACAUCAAAAACCAACAAAGACUGCACUGAUCAUUUAGCAGCAAGACUAUGAAGCAGCUUUCAGAUUCCUCCAUAUCUUCCCGAUACGUUUCCUUCUUUGUGUUUUCUCUCAUCUGCUUUUCUCCUCUUUUUUUUUUUUUCAUUUCUCUUCCUCUUAUUUGUUUUCUUCUUUUCUUCUUCCCCCUUGCUCAUUUCUUGCUUCCUCAUUACUGGUUCCCUGUCUCCUCCAUUGCCUGCCUGCCUUGUUUCUUUUCUUCUUCUGUUCUCUUCCCUCUCUUUUCUCAUCCUCCCCCUUUCUUCUAAAUUUUAAAUAGCUUUAGUUACAAAAAAAAAAUUUUUUUUCCUUUCUUCCCUCUUUCCUUUCCUUCCUUCUGCUGCUGGACUUUUAUAAGAGGUCUCUAACCGAAGAGAGAUGGAAGCCAGCCCUGCCAAAGGAUGGAGAUCCAUAAUAUGGAUGCCAGUGAACUUAUUGUGAACCAUAACGUCCCCAAUGACUAAGGAAUCAAAGAGAGAGAACCAACCAACGUACCUAAAAGUACAGUGCAACAUAAACGAAUUGACUGAGUGCAGUAUUAGAUUUCACGGGAGCAGCCUCUAAUUAGACAACUUAAGCAACGUUGCAUCGGCUGCUUCUUAUCAUUGCUUUUCCAUCUAGAUCUGUUACAGCCAUUUGAUUCCUUAAUUGUUUUUUCAAGUCUUCCAGGUAUUUGUUAGUUUAGCUACUAUGUAACUUUUUCAGGGAAUAGUUUAAGCUUUAUUCAUUCAUGCAAUACUAAAGAAAAAUAAGAAUACUGCGAUUUUGUGCUGGCUUUGAACAAUUAUGAACAAUAAUGAAGGACAAAUGAAUCCUGAAGGAAGAUUUUUAAAAAAAAAAUGUUUCGUUUCUUCUUACAAAUGGAGAUUUUUUUGUACCAGCUUUACCACUUUUCAGCCAUUUAUUAAUAUGGGAAUUUAACUUACUCAAGCAAUAGUUGAAGGGAAGGUGCAUAUUAUCACGGAUGCAAUUUAUGUUGUGUGCCAGUCUGGUCCCAAACAUCAAUUUCUUAACAUGAGCUCCAGUUUACCUAAAUGUUCACUGACACAAAGGAUUAGAUUACACCUACAGUGACUUUGAGUAGUCACAUAUAUAAGCACUGCACAUGGAAUACAAAUCCGUAGAAUUAUCAGGAGUGCACCUCUCUACCUAGGAGGUAUGUUGCCAUAAGAUUUCUAGCUGCCACAGUAGUUAGGAAUGAGAUACUGCCUAAACGUUUGCAAAGUUAUAGACCUUGUCUCAGAAGGAGCUGUGAGCCAGUAUUCAUUUAAGAGGCAAUAAGGCAAAUGCCAGAAUUAAAAAAAAAAAAAAAAUCAUCAAAGACAGCAGACGCCUGACCAAAUUCUAAAACCUAAUCCAUAUGAGUUUAUUCAUUUAGGAAUGUUUGUUUAAAUUAAUCUGCAGUUUUUUACCAAGAGCUAAGCCAAUAUAUGUGCUUUUCAACCAGUAUUGUCACAGCAUGAAAGUCAGUCAGGUUCCAGACUGUUAAGAGGUGUAAUCUAAUGAAGAAAUCAAUUAGAUGCCCCCGAAAUCUGCAGUCGCUGAAUAACCAAUAAACAGUAACCUCCAUCAAAUGCUAUACCAAUGGACCAGUGUUAGUAGCUGCUCCCUGUACUAUGUGAACAGUCUUAUUCUAUGUACACAGAUGUAAUUAAAAUUGUAAUCCUAACAAACAAAAGAAAUGUAGUUCAGCUUUGCAAUGUUUCAUGUUUGCUGUGCUUUUCUGAAUUUUAUGUUGCAUUCAAAGACUGUCGUCUUGUUCUUGUGGUGUUUGGAUUCUUGUGGUGUGUGCUUUUAGACACAGGGUAGAAUUAGAGACAAUAUUGGAUGUACAAUUCCUCAGGAGACUACAGUAGUAUACUCUAUUCCUUACCAGUAAUAAGGUUCUUCCUAAUAAUAAUUAAGAGAUUGAAACUCCAAACAAGUAUUCAUUAUGAACAGAUACACAUCAAAAUCAUAAUAUUUUCAAAACAAGGGAUAAUUUCUCUAAUGGUUUAUUAUAGAAUACCAAUGUAUAGCUUAGAAAUAAAACUUUGAAUAUUUCAAGAAUAUAGAUAAGUCUAAUUUUUAAAUGCUGUAUAUAUGGCUUUCACUCGAUCAUCUCUCAGAUGUUGUUAUUAACUCGCUCUGUGUUGUUGCAAAACUUUUUGGUGCGGACUCGUUUCCAAAACUAUUGCUACUUUGUGUGCUUUAAACAAAAUACCUUGGGUUGAUGUUUCAUCAGCCCAGUGCUAGGAAUACUGUGUAUCUAUCAUUAGCUAUAUGGGACUAUAUUGUAGAUUGUGGUUUCUCAGUAGAGAAGUGACUGUAGUGUGAUUCUAGAUAAAUCAUCAUUAGCAAUUCAUUCAGAUGGUCAAUAACUUGAAAUUUAUAGCUGUGAUAGGAGUUCAGAAAUUGGCACAUCCCUUUAAAAAUAACAACAGAAAAUACAACUCCUGGGGAAAAAAAAGGUGCUGAUUCUAUAAGAUUAUUUAUAUAUGUAAGUGUUUAAAAGGUUAUUUUCCAGAAAGUUUGUGCAGGGUUUUAAGUUGCUACUAUUCAACUACACUAUAUAUAAAUGAACUAUAUACAAUAUAUACAUUGUUUUCACUGUAUCACAUUAAAGUACUUGGGCUUCAGAAGUAAGAGCCAACCAACUGAAAACAUGAGAUGGAGAUAAUGUUAAAAGAAUGAGAUACAGUUUUUAGUUUUCAGUUUAAAUGACUCUCAGCAUUACAAAUGAAUAAGUAUCUCACAAAUAGGAAAUAAAACUAAAAUGUAGAUCUAAAAGAACUGCACGGGCUUUAGGGUAAAUGCUCAUCUUAAACCUCACUUGAGGGAAGUUUUUUCAAGUUUCAAGCAAGACCAUUUACUUAAUGUGAAGUUUUGGAAAGUUUAAUAAAGGUGUAUGUUUUAGCCGUAUGAUUUUAAUUUUUAUUUUGCUUCUUUUUAGGUUCUUAUUUAAAGCAAUAUGAUUGUGUGACUCCUUGUAGUUACACUUGUGUUUCAAUCAGAUCAGAUUGUUGUAUUUAUUCCACUAUUUUGCAUUUAAAUGGUAACAUAAAAGAUAUAAAAAAUUUAAAACUGCUAUUUUUCUUAUAGAAGAGAAAGUGGGUGUUGGUGAUUGUAUUUUAAUUAUUUAAGCGUCUCUGUUUACCUGCCUAGGAAAACAUUUUAUGGCAGUCUUAUGUGCAAAGAUCGUAAAAGAACAAAAAAUUUAAACUGCUUAUAAUAAUCCAGGAGUUGCAUUAUAGCCAGUAGUAAAAAUAAUAAUAAUGAUAAUAAAACCAUGUCUAUAGCUGUAGAUGGGCUUCACAUCUGUAAAGCAAUCAAUUGUAUAUUUUUGUGAUGUGUACCAUACUGUGUGCUCCAGCAAAUGUCCAUUUGUGUAAAUGUAUUUAUUUUAUAUUGUAUAUAUUGUUAAAUGCAAAAAGGAGAUAUGAUUCUGUAACUCCAAUCAGUUCAGAUGUGUAACUCAAAUUAUUAUGCCUUUCAGGAUGAUGGUAGAGCAAUAUUAAACAAGCUUCCACUUUUGACUGC